CACACACACACACACACACACACACACACACAGUUAUGUAAAACACACACGCUCAGAGGUUUCUGUCAGUUAUUCAUACGACAACAUCAUGAUUGGGAGGGAGGUUUUUCUGGGACUCUUGCUCUUAUGUGUGACUGCAGGUUCUGAGGAGAACUUUGGACACUUGAGGAAGCCGUCCUGUCCGGACACGCGCGAGAUCUUGGCGUGCCCUCUGAACCUCGCCCCCGUGUGCGGCACCGAUGGCAUCACCUACGCCAACGAGUGCACCCUGUGCGUGCAGAGACAAACAACCAGGGUGGACAUUUUGAUUGCCAAAGAGGAGGGGUGCUGACCGGGAGAUGAUGUCAUCGCUGAAAUCACCACUCAGGAUCUAUGUAUCAACCCAUCAUGGAACUGUGAAAAUGCAAUUUCUAAAUGUGUGUCUCUGAAUUGCAAUGAGUAAUAA
This is a messenger RNA of Pungitius pungitius (ninespine stickleback), 445 nucleotides long. RefSeq names its product serine peptidase inhibitor, Kazal type 4 (gene spink4). The transcript is spliced from 4 exons. Lineage: Eukaryota; Metazoa; Chordata; Actinopteri; Perciformes; Gasterosteidae. The record is from RefSeq and is a predicted model, not a curated record. Gene Ontology annotation, molecular function: protein binding. The coding region runs from base 89 to 331 and encodes 80 amino acids.